Leptidea sinapis is the source of this 7459-nucleotide messenger RNA. RefSeq names its product C3 and PZP-like alpha-2-macroglobulin domain-containing protein 8. The record is from RefSeq and is a predicted model, not a curated record. Gene Ontology annotation, molecular function: endopeptidase inhibitor activity. The coding region runs from base 201 to 5795 and encodes 1864 amino acids. Gene Ontology annotation, cellular component: extracellular region. NCBI's taxonomy places the organism in Eukaryota, Metazoa, Arthropoda, Insecta, Lepidoptera, Pieridae. The transcript has 26 exons.
UAGAGCUCCUACGGACCGGACGUUUCUGUCGUAGCAUAAACGUAGCUAAGGGCCUUGACACGUUUUCUUUACCAGAUUACGUGAAUUUCGUGUAUGUUGUGAUAAUUUCAUGUGGACCUUAUCUGUGUUGUUUUAGUGACAAGUAUAAAGAAUAAAACUUGGUGAUGAUGUUCGUGAAUCGUGCUGACAACUAAACGAAGAUGGCCGUUUUCACGCUAUUCAUUAUAGCGAUAUAUCUGACAACAACAUCAGCUUCGAAUUGUACAACGGGCUUCUCAGUUGUAACGCCAGAAGUAGCAGUUCCUGGGAAAACUACAGCAGUCCUAGUCACUCUUCAUGGCAGAGCUGGUGAUGAACUGGAACCAUUGAAUGUGACCGUUAAGUUGGAGACCAGAGAUGUGAACAAUGACGUCAAACUACUUACUACUGCCAGCCAGAUGAUAACAGGCUACGGCAUCAUUCCGCUGAAGAUACCUUCGUCUCCAGCAACGCAUUGCACACUUCACACAACAGUCGGAUGCAUUGGAAACGAGGAGUGCACUGCGAAGAGUCACAGCAUCAUAAAACUGCUCGGCCCUGUGAGAGAUGUUAUUGUCAGACCAGCCAGGCACCACUACAAACCUGGAGAAACGAUUACGUUUUGGAUUUUGGCUCUUGACCACGACUUACGCCUAGUUCGUGGAGAAGUAGCAUACGUCACGUUUAGCGAUCCUGCUGGUACGAAGGUGGUGGUUUGGGAUCAACUGUCUCUAGAAGAAGGAGUUCGCAAGUUGAGUUCGAUAAUCGCAUCUGGAGCUCGAUCAGGGAAUUGGAGGAUUGACGCUAAAGUCGGCGGUGGGUCAUCUCGAGUGGAUAUCAACGUGGGAUCAGGAGUUGGAGUCACCGCUCCGGCUGUACCGGCAGCUGAACAGCAUUAUGUGGAGCUCAAGUUUGCAGACAGCAUGAGACGACGAUACAAGCCUGGCUUACCUUUCGUCGGACGGGUAGAAGCAGUUAGCACUGAAAAGGAGGUCAGAGUGCGUGUGAAGCUGUAUGACAACAGUACAGAUAUCUACAGUCAGGAUAUCGACAUGUCUACUGGAGAAGGUGGUUUCAUAGUUCCCACUGUCUUGGCUGACUCGCCGUACAUUAACCUGCAGGCUGAGUUGGUAGCCGUUGAAGGGAAAGAGAUUGAAACGCAUUAUGUGUUGGCACGGGAACGUAUACGGCGUUGGAAUUCCACGUCCAAAUGCUAUCUUCUCGUGGAAAAUCUACCAACACCCUUGCAAGCCGGUGGUAUCGCCAGUGCAAGCGUCUGGUCUUCAUGUGGAUGUCGGCAGCGCCUCCUCGCCGCUGUCACAAGCAGUGGACGAGCUGUUCACUGGGCUGCAGUACCAGCACCGAAACCACGCAACGAUUCAGAUCUGUGCCGAUUUAACUAUACAUUCCCAGUAACUGCGGAUAUGGCUCCGAUGAGUUCAUUGCUCGUCUAUUACGUCACAGAAGACGGAGAACCAGUGAGUGACGUCGUUAGCUUCCACGUCAAACUUCUGCAUAAAGAGGUGGCUGUAGCAGUCGAGGAGCGUCGCUGGUGGUAUCCGCGAACCAGUCUCCAACUCAGGGUGCUGGCGCCAGCAGAUUCUUUGCUGUGUUUGAUUGGAGCUCGUUCGCCAACCGACUCACGCACUGACUCUCAUUUAUCGAAUUUGGACCAUGAAGAGCAGCCUCCGGAGUUCGUGUCGGCUGGAGUGUCGCUUUUUGUUGGAGGUGGUGCGUGCGGAGGAGGAGUUCUGUACCGGCAGAGGACCCCGCAAGUGAAGUCAGCAGCGCACCUCGUUCCACCAGCUAUGCACGAUCGGCUUUGGAUGUGGAAGUGUUUUAAUUACACAAGCCAGUUAUCCACCGACGGAGUGACCAUAGCUGCUCCUUCAGAAGCCGGUCGGUGGUCACUCUGGGCUCUAUCUUUGUCCAACCACGGCCUACGCUUCUCAUCACCAAAGACUAUCAACGUGUUCCGACCGAUACAGCUGGACUUUGCCCUUCCACCCGCACUGAAAGUUGGUGAAACUGUCGAAGUGGACGUCAAAAUUACGAACAACAUCAAUAAUUGCUUGGAUGUCACGGCUUUACUGGCUCUCAGUGCUGGCGCAUCAUUUGCAAGUACUGGAGCUCUGUAUGUGACGGAGAGGUUGAGGCUGGGACCUCGUGGUGGUACACAGCUGGUGGUGCGAGUCGCUGUUAAUACGCCGGGUCGAAAAAAUAUCACAGUUGAAAUUACCGGCUACAGCGCUGACAACUGUUCCAUAUCAUACACUUCAUUCAACAAUGAAAGCCUGGUUGGUUCGGUCAUCCGGUCUGCGAGUGUUCUGGUACUCCCUGAAGGGUUACACAGAAGCGAUACCCAGAGUGCUUACUUCUGUGCAAAUGAACAUCUUGCUGUAUCCUCUCGAGGCUCGUGGGAAUGGCAAUGGGUUGCUGCACCCAGGAACCGCGCCGGCUUGGUGCUGGAGCUGCGUGCCCAGGGAGCCGCUCACGUGGCACUCUCCACUGUUCGAGACGCUUCUGACGAUAUGUAUCGAGUGGUCUUCGAGAGAAGCCGAGUGUGGAUCGCUAAGGGAAAACAUGGGUAUGAUGUGCAUCUGGCAAGUGCUGAACAAACUGAGACAGACGAAGAAUGUUCUGGAUCAACCUGGUGUGCUUGGUGGGUGUGGUGGGAGGGAGGAAGAUUGUCCGUGGGCAAGGGGGCAGCCCCAAAUGAGAGACCCUUACUUAUGUGGCCUUUGCCCAAUAACAUGCGCAUACAAUAUGUGGGCUUCAGUGCGUUGUGGGGAAACACUGCAGAUUUCAGAAUAUGGAACUUCAAUGAAGAGGCUGGAUUCUCCCAAGUUCUGGAGCUAGGUCUCCCACAUGGUGUGGUGCCCGGUUCUGCAAGCGGAACACUGCUUGUCUCAGGAGGUCUCCACCUUCCAAUCUACAGUAUCAGUGAUGCUCCAGAUUCCGUUUGGAAAGAUUCCCAACUUUCUGCCGCCGCUGCCAACUUAUCGCCACUAUUGGCUCUCCAACACAUACCGCAUUUAAUUGACGAGUCAGAAAAGGAGAGGAUUUUGAAGAAAUUGCCUGAACAGGUGCAAAUCCUGCUAUCGUUCCGGAAAAGCGACAACUCUUUCAGUGACCAUCCUGCAGUGAAGAGUCAUUUAUCUACUAUAAAAAUACUGGAAAUACUAUCAAAAAUACAAUCCUACUACCCCAUUGACCCUGACUUAUUGCAAUCAGUUAAAACUUGGAUACAGAAGCGACAAAAUACAGACGGUUCAUUCACACCACUAGAAGCUGACAAGGAAGUAGACUACUAUCCUGUAUCUCUUAAGAAGUUAAAUGAAAGUGAUGUCGAUGUUGAUGUACAUGAAUAUUAUUAUUUCGAUAAAGAUGGAAACAUGACUGAUGAUAAAAUUGAAGCUGAGAGAACCGUUGAAGUUACUGCUGAAACUCUUGUAGCUUUGUUAGAAGUUGGUGUUGAGAAUCAGUUGGAUGAAGACGUUGCAAAAAAGGCGCAGAGAUAUUUAGAAGAGAACGUACACGAGUUAACUUCACCAGCUGCUCUUGCUGCCACUGUAUUAGCUUUGGUGCUAGCUAGGAGUCCUGUAGUUCCUGAAGCAUUAGAAAUACUGCGUAAUGCCUCAACGACAGAAGAGGGAGAAUUUGGUUGGCCUGCGCCGAGGAAAGAUGCCGCUGAUUGGUUGCUGGAAGAGACUUCAAGAAAUAUUAAAACAACUUCUUAUGAAGCAGUAUCAAUGGAGCAAUACGUGGCUGGUGUACGAGUGUUGCUAGCAGCGUGUGCUCGUGGUGCCCUGGCUGAGGGUGAAGCUGCCGCCAGGUUCCUGUACUACAGAGCAUCUACAUUACAGAAACACCCCAGCCUGGCGUACUCUGCCACAAAAGCCGCCGCCCAGUAUGCUUCUCUGGCGCACGACAGGCAUCGCGCGCUAACAGUAUCGCUGGCCACGGCUGGUAUGGAACUAACAGAUACACUGGAACUGCGAGCCACUAGUCCCAACCGCGAGUUGCAACUCCCAGGGCUGCCAACCAAAGUAUUUGUAUAUGCUACUGGUGCUGGAUGUGCUACUGUUCAGGGAACGAUCACGUAUUCAACGUAUACUCCAAAACCGGAAAAUGCCUUAUUAAAUAUCCAAGCUGCUAUUAUUGAAGAAAUCAGACCAGAACGAAGUAGUAUAGAGGAGUUGCAGGGCAAUCUACCAACAGUCAUCAUCAAGACAUGUUUUAAAUGGAAAGGCAAAAAGCGUUCCGGAAUACUCCGCGUAGAAGUAUCAUUGUUCUCUGGCUAUGAGCUACAUUCUGUAAACCCAGUUGUACUGGAUGGAGCAACGUUCGCAGACUUGCACUACGGUUCUAGGGGUGAAUCUAUUUGGUUCGUUUUCAAUAAUAUUAGUUCAACUUGUCCUAUUUGCGUCACAUACGAGGCGAGAUCUAAAUUUAUAAUAACAAGCCUUCGCCCUGGAUUCGCAAAAAUCUAUCCUUUAUCAAGACCUGACUUAAGUGUUGAAACAUUUUUCCAUGCGACAUCAGGAAGUCCUCUACUUAAAGGCAUAACAGACGAUGAUAUGAUCACUUGGUUCAAUAAACCAGAAAUAGCCAAUUUCAAAUCAAGUAGUAUAGAUAAUAUCUGUGAAUGUGGACGAAUUUGUAGUCGAGAUUAUGAAUUUAGAAAACCUAGCAACGACCAACAAUCAAGCUCCCAGAAUCCUAUUAUAUUUGGUGAUACUGAAUUUACUGAUAUAGUUACAAAUAUAGAUGCAAUUACUGUACUAACCUUCAACGAUUCUGAUAUUAAGAUAACAACGCGAAAAACUAUCGAUGAAAAGGUACCUACUGCUACCCCUCCACUGGAUCUUGCAACAAUUGGCUAUACAAUUAUUAAAAAUCUGGAUACAUUUUCUACGCAGUUGCCAGCCAGUACCACAACUUUCAAGGAUAUGGUCAUACCUACCAAAUUAACUAAAAGUGAUAAGAUUGAUAAUAACCUGCUACCUAUGUUAUCUAAAGAAUCACCUAAAUCUAAGACAUAUAUAAAGAAAGUAGAUAUAAAGAAAAAACCCUUGCCUAGACGCAAAGGUACAUUAAAAGCUACGUAUGGUGAUAAACAAGAAGUUUUUUUCCCUAGAACUGCACCCAUAAAUAUUACUUCAAUUACUCAAAUCAAAAAUAACAAUGUUUCAAGACCUACGGAAAAUAUAGACGUGGCAAAAAUUCAAAAUCAGCAAUCAACGAAUCUUCCAAUCAUAAAUGUGAAUAUUUCUGAAAUAAAUGGAACGAUAUCAUCACUCAACUUUAAUCAAGAGACAACAACUAUAGGGCACACUAUUACAGCAAUCACAAAGAGCAAUAUUAAAUCUUUUCACUACAGAACAAAAAAACCAAAAGCUAAAACACAAAUUCCAAAACCAAAAAUGGACAGUAAUCAAACAAACACUAAGCAUUUUGAGAAUAAUAAAACAGUACAAGAUAAUAAAAAUAAAACUUCGUCAAUUGAAAUAAAGCCCAAACAAUUAAAAUCUAUAAAUAAAGAAAUCCAUAAAAUUCCUCCAACACCUAUGUCUGAAACAUCUCGGUUGAUUAAUGAUUCGACCAAAACUGAAAUUACACCAGACAAGGAUGGAUUCGAAAUUUUAGACAAAAAUCAUCUUUGGGAUCUACUUAAAGAGGAUCCUGACAACGUCACUAAACUUGACGAUAAAAUUCAAGUUCACAAUAUACUAAAUGUUUCAGUUGACAAAAGAAACGAUAGCAAAUCCUUAUAACUUCGUUGUAAGAAAUAAAGAUUUAUUUUUGUAUCAUUUUAAAUAAACAAUGCGGUUACUUUUAAACUCUUUUAUAAAUAUUGUGAAUGAUCACUUGAAAAUCUCUUUUCUUUAAUUUUAUCCUUAUAAUAUUUUGCUCUAGUUCCUUGCUCAUGAUUAAUAGCACAAAAAUAAUUAUCUGCAUUUAUUGUCCGUUUAUUGGAUGUGUGUUGUAAAUAAUAAACUUCUAAGAUUAAUUAUUAAUUAAGUAAAUGUGCUGUGACGAUUAGUUGUAAAUGGAUCGUAGGUUUCUAAUCUGUAAGAUUGAAUCAGGUGUUUUUAAUGCUACAAACUGAUUUAAGGCAAUAUCUGAAGACGAAUAUAUGAAUAGCAAAAAAAUAAUAUGUAUGACCAACAAUAAAAAAGAUCCUUUUUCGAAUGAAAUUUUUGAUUUAAGAUAUUAUCUUUUUAAAUUUAAUAACAUAUAUUUAAUUAAUGACAAGAAUAAUAGUGUUAAAUACAUAACACAUUAUGACAUAUUAAAGAUGUAACUUAAGAAAUACCUUAUCGCAAUUUAAUAAUUUUUUCGGCGUCUAUUUAUAACGGAAGUUUUGAUUCUUAGGUAAAAAACGUUUAAACAAUAAUUGGGAAAUUUUAAAACGCACCUUUACUGAAUUUACAAAAGGGCUUCAAGCUUCAAAUAGUAUAUUACCCUAAGAUAGAUUUGCUAGACAUAUUAGGUAAUUGGUGUAGGGCAUGUUUAAUAUUAUUACUCUUUUAAUAGAUAAAGAUGGUUGUAUUUAGAUAAAGUUUCGUAGCAAUAAAUGUAAGCCAUGUAAAUAUAAUUUUACUUCCAUAUAGUUGCCAAAAUUUCGAUUAAUUUAGACUUCUGUAAUCCUACUUAGGUACCCUAUGAUAGUUUAGUCUUUUAGUAUAAUGCGUAAUGCAAAAUGCCCCAGAAUUUCCAUCCGUCUUAACUAUUUCUUCUAUGUCUAUUGUUAAAACGUAGUCUCUUACAGUAGAUGUGUUAGAUCGUUUUUAUUAAAGCAUUUAGAUCCAUUUCUUCAUCACUUCAAUUUCAUUAGAAUUUCAUAGUUCCGUUUUGUUGUAGAUUAGUUAGCUUUAUAAUCCUGUAUUGUAUUCUUUAGAUGUAUAACGUAGUCAUACUUAUAAAUUCCAUCUUUUUCAAAGUUACAAUGCGUACUCGUAAACCUUUUCAUGUCAGAAAUAUGUUCUUAAGAUAAUUUAUUUAAAUUCUUUAUUACCCUAAACAGACCUCAAAUCUUUCAUAAGUCAAAGUGACUCACUACAUUUUGUACUUUAAAAUUGACUGAUAUUAUUUUUGAAUUUAUGUCUAUCAUCAACUCUCGUUUUUAACUGUCACAGGUUUUUCUAGUAUUUGUGAUUAGCUAAUAUUUUUAAUUUAUUUAUAUGUCAUUAUUUAAUAUUUUUUCUCUAGUCAUAAACUUAGUGUUUAACUUUAAAUAUUUGAUAAAUUCGUGUAGUAAUAUAAGUGUGUAAUUGUACGGUUGUAUCAAUAUAGGUGCUUGUGCGAAGGAUUAUUGUCAAUUUCAAGUGUAACAGAAUUUGGAUCUCGGUCUAAGUUCAAAAUUUUUAUGCUUACUGAAUAAGCUAGUACUGUAAACUCGAUGUAAUGGAAGAGAAAUAAACAUAAUAAACCCUUA